This is a messenger RNA of Lactuca saligna, 1152 nucleotides long. Lineage: Eukaryota; Viridiplantae; Streptophyta; Magnoliopsida; Asterales; Asteraceae. The record is from the annotation of a GenBank genome assembly.
AUGACCCAUCCUCGAACGGGUCAGUAUGUUCUAACUAGUUUCUCAGCACUGCAGGGUCAGGAGCAUCUUUGGUACUUAGAUAGUGGUUGCUCAAGACAUAUGACAGGAUCAAAGUCUCUCCUGGAAGAUUAUGUCAAGAAAACUGGUCCUGCAGUAACUUAUGGAGACAAUGGAAAGGGGUUCACUAAAGGAUAUGGAAAUAUCAAAUGCAAUAACGUGUUUUUUCAAAAUGUUUCAUAUGUAAAGGGUCUCAAACACAACCUUAUCUCCAUCAGUCAAUUGUGUGAUGCUGACUAUGAAGUUCACUUUACAAAGAAGGAAGGUAGAGUUGUCAACACUGACAAGAACAUCGUACUUUCAGCAAGUAGAAAAGAUGAUAUAUAUGUUCUUGAUAUGUUCUCAAGUGACAAGGCGCUGAUGCAAUGCUUCUUUACAAAGUCUCAGACCAAUCUUAGCUGGAUUUGGCACAAAAGGCAAUGCAUUGAAGAAUCAAUUCAUGUGAAGUUUGAUGAGGAAUCAUACACUGAUGAAAGAGUCACUCAUUCUUCCUCUAUUUUUCAAGAGCUUCUCUCUUGCCCAUUUGACGAAGCUCCUCUUGCUGGAGAUGAAGCUGAUAUUUCUGAUUCUAUCGUUCCAGUUCCAUGGUCCUUGAAUCAAGAUACUGCAGCCAGAUCAUCAAAUAAUUCAUCAGGUGCUGAUGAAACUCUUGAAGCUGAAGAUUCUCCUACAACUGAUAACUUGUCAGUGUCAAAUUCUCGGAAUCAGCAUCAGUCUCUGAACAUCGAUAUCAUCCUGUUGAUCAAAUUAUUGGGAAUAUUCAUGAUGGUGUCCGAACCAGAUCUCGUGUUUCUAAUAACUUUUGCAUUUCCUGCCCCAAACUCUCCUCCUCUUCCUAUAUACAUCAAAGCCACCAACGUUGUUUUCAACCCUGAUAUUCCCGAUGUUCAUCAAGGUCUUGGACUCGAUGAUUUUGUUAAUUUCUUAGCCUCCUGCCGCCUACGAUACGCUAUCAGUGACAUUCCAUCAGAGUUCUUCCCUGAACAAGUCUGUGAGUUCUACUACACCGCAACAGUCAAUGAUGAAAACAAUGUCAUCACCGGGACCAUUGGCCGUGGAAGACACUCUGUCUAUUAUAGCAGAACUUCUCAGUGA